AUCCGCGGCAUCCUAGAAGUAAAUUCGGCUGGUGGCUUUAAAAUUUCCAUAGGAGGGGGGCAUUUUUCCAAACUGGGAGGGGGGGUUCCCUCUUCUUCUUUCUUCUUCUUUUUUUGCCUGGGGCUAGGCUGAACGUCUGAUAAGAGGUGGAUUAGGAGGCGAGUUUAAGAGACAGACCAAUAGCUGCUGCCAGUGGGAGUAUUUGUUAUUCACAUGGAAGAGACUCGGGAAUCGCUGCCUCUUUUCAGCACCACGGACAGCUACAAGUGCAGCUCCGGGUCUCCGCCUUGCAAACUGGCAGCGUGCUCGGCUAUGGAGCGCCUCCCCGCCCCCCAAGCAGGUUCCUUGCCAACCCGGGACUAUCUCAGUCACAAAGCACAGACCGAGAAUGUGGAUUGCUGAUCUCUUCCCACCACUGGGGAUACUUACACUGAUAUUCUGCAAUCUCUGAAUGCCCUCACCAAGCAAGGACACCCAUGACAAUCAUAUCACAAAUGGCUUCUCCUUGUGAAACUCUUCUUUAGGACUUCUGUUUAAAAAAAUAAAAAACCCUUCACUCCUCUUUUCUACCUACUGCAUGAUUCUAUAUUCUUGUUCACUGGGCACUGAUGGUAGCCUUCAGAAGGGGUAACUUCAAAUCCUCCACCUCCUCCUCUAGCAAGCAGAAAACCUGGGUCUUGGACUGCAACAUUGCCUUCAGAAAAAAUGGUAUACGAAGACAAACAUCUGGUCUCUUGCCAUUGUUUCUUCUUGCUCGCAGCCAAAUUCUGCUGGAUACUCCCAAUGAUGAAAGGAACUCAUGGCCAGGAAUAUGCCCACUCCAUUCGACUCGAUGGAGAUAUCAUCUUGGGAGGACUCUUCCCUGUCCAUGCCAAAGGGGAAAGAGGGGUCCCUUGUGGAGAGCUUAAAAAGGAGAAAGGGAUCCAUCGGCUUGAGGCAAUGCUAUAUGCAAUCGAUCAGAUCAACAAGGACCCUGAUCUUCUCGCCAAUGUUAGUUUGGGCGUCCGGAUCCUAGACACUUGUUCCAGGGACACUUAUGCUUUGGAGCAAUCAUUAACAUUUGUGCAAGCUUUGAUUGAGAAAGAUGGAUCUGAUGUGAAAUGUGCUAACGGAGACCCCCCUAUUUUCACAAAGCCAGACAAGAUAACAGGGGUAAUAGGAGCUGCUGCAAGUUCUGUGUCCAUCAUGGUGGCUAACAUUUUAAGACUUUUUAAGAUACCUCAAAUCAGCUAUGCAUCUACCGCUCCAGAGUUAAGUGACAACACCAGGUAUGACUUCUUUUCUCGUGUGGUGCCACCUGACUCCUAUCAAGCCCAAGCCAUGGUCGAUAUUGUGACAGCCCUUGGAUGGAACUAUGUGUCAACACUGGCUUCAGAAGGGAACUAUGGAGAAAGUGGUGUUGAAGCAUUCACACAGAUCUCGAGGGAGACUGGUGGCGUUUGCAUUGCUCAAUCCUUAAAAAUCCCCCGUGAACCAAGACCAGGAGAAUUUGACAAGCUUAUCCGUCGUUUGAUGGACACUCCUAAUGCUCGUGCUGUAAUCAUGUUUGCAAACGAGGAUGAUAUCAGGCGAAUAUUAGAAGCAGCCAAGAAAACCAAUCAAACUGGGCAUUUCCUUUGGAUAGGGUCAGACAGUUGGGGGUCUAAAAUUUCACCUGUUUAUCAGCAAGAGGAGAUUGCAGAAGGAGCUGUCACCAUUUUGCCCAAAAGAGCUUCCAUUGAUGGUUUUGAUCGAUAUUUUAGAAGCCGAACUCUUGCAAAUAACAGACGGAAUGUGUGGUUUGCAGAAUUCUGGGAAGAAAAUUUUGGAUGCAAGUUGGGUUCUCAUGGAAAAAGAAACAGCAAUAUAAAGAAAUGCACAGGCUUGGAGCGAAUUGCAAGAGAUUCUUCCUAUGAACAAGAAGGAAAGGUCCAGUUUGUCAUUGAUGCCGUGUAUUCUAUGGCAUAUGCCUUGCACAGCAUGCAUAAAGAUCUUUGUCCAGGUUACAUUGGUCUGUGUCCACGAAUGAGCACUAUUGAUGGGAAAGAGCUGCUUGGUUAUAUUCGGGCCGUAAACUUUAAUGGGAGUGCUGGAACACCUGUUAUUUUCAAUGAAAAUGGAGAUGCACCUGGACGUUAUGAUAUCUUCCAGUAUCAAAUAACCAAUAAAAGUACAGAAUACAAAAUCAUUGGCCACUGGACAAACCAGCUCCAUAUAAAUGUAGAAGAAAUGCAGUGGGGUAGCAGAGAGCGAAUGCAUCCAACAUCAGUCUGCAGCUUGCCAUGCAAGCCUGGAGAAAGAAAGAAAACUGUAAAAGGAGUACCUUGCUGUUGGCAUUGUGAACGCUGUGAAGGCUACCAUUAUCAAGUGGAUGAAUUCACCUGUGAAGUGUGCCCAUUUAAUAAAAGGCCCAACCUCAACCGCACAGAUUGCCAGCUUAUCCCCAUCAUCAAGCUGGAGUGGCAUUCUCCGUGGGCUGUUGUGCCUGUCUUCAUAGCAAUAUUCGGGAUCAUUGCAACGUCCUUUGUCAUCGUGACGUUUGUUCGCCAUAAUGAUACACCAAUUGUCAGGGCUUCGGGACGUGAACUCAGCUAUGUCCUCUUGACUGGGAUUUUUCUCUGUUAUUCCAUCACUUUUUUAAUGAUUGCAAGUCCGGACACAGCUGUGUGCUCCUUACGACGGAUCUUUCUAGGGCUUGGCAUGUGCUUCAGUUAUGCAGCCUUGCUCACCAAAACAAACCGAAUCCACCGAAUAUUUGAGCAAGGCAAAAAAUCCGUCACUGCUCCAAAAUUCAUCAGUCCAGCUUCCCAACUGGUGAUUACUUUCAGCCUCAUAUCCAUACAGCUUUUAGGAGUCUUCAUCUGGUUUGCUGUGGAUCCUCCGCACAUCAUAGUGGACUAUGGAGAGCAGAGAACUAUUGAUCCUGAAAAUGCCCGGGGAGUUCUGAAAUGUGAUAUUUCUGAUCUCUCUCUCAUUUGUUCUCUUGGAUACAGUAUUCUCUUAAUGGUAACAUGCACUGUUUACGCUAUUAAAACAAGAGGUGUUCCAGAGACCUUCAAUGAAGCAAAACCAAUUGGAUUUACUAUGUAUACAACCUGUAUCAUUUGGUUAGCUUUCAUUCCAAUCUUUUUUGGAACUGCACAGUCAGCAGAGAAGAUGUACAUCCAGACAACAACACUUACAGUGUCCAUGAGUUUAAGUGCUUCUGUAUCUCUGGGCAUGCUCUAUAUGCCCAAAGUUUAUAUUAUCAUUUUUCAUCCAGAGCAAAAUGUUCAAAAACGCAAGAGGAGCUUCAAGGCUGUUGUGACAGCAGCCACAAUGCAAAGCAAGCUGAUCCAAAAGGGGAAUGACAGACCAAAUGGAGAGGUCAAAACUGAACUUUGUGAAAGUCUUGAAACCAACAGUAAGUCAUCCGUAGACUUAACCAUGGUCAAGAGUGGCAGCACUUCCUAAUAGAUCUUCCUCUACCAAGACAACUUAUGUCAGUUACAGCAAUCAUGCAAACUGAGCAGGGAAACAAAAACAUACCUGAAGACUUGCAGUAUGUGUACUUAAGAACAAAUGAUGAUCACAUCUGGAGAAUUCAGCCUCUGGCGAUGUCUCUACACCACAAUCUCCUCUGUGCAAGGAAAAAAAAUAACCAAGAACCCAAAGCUAGAGGGGUGGGUGGGUUGGGAGAAAAGUGGCCCAGAAUUAUUAUAUAAUUAUAAUCUAUGACUGCCUGUCAAAUGUUUGAACUGUUCACUCAUGAAAGAAGGUGAAUCACAAAAGAAAAACAAAAAAAAUUGUUAGCUUGUGAAAAAAAUGCUGUUGAAAUAAAACCAUGUCUGAUGUUCUACUUGUAAGUACUUUUUGUGAUUGUGAGAAUUUCCAUUCCUGUCCCACAUUUGUUCAACUUGUAUAAGAUGAAGUUUGUUUCUUGUGAUGGCUGACUGAAUUGAAGCCCUGCGUUGUGCUAAUGAGAAAUGCAAUGGUUGACGCAUGCAAAUUUUUAUACAAAGUAAUUUAUUUCUAUUAAUAAAGGAAUGUUUUGCAAAUGUU
Molecule: messenger RNA, 4020 nt
Organism: Sphaerodactylus townsendi
Lineage: Eukaryota; Metazoa; Chordata; Lepidosauria; Squamata; Sphaerodactylidae
Gene: GRM8
Product: glutamate metabotropic receptor 8
Exons: 11
Coding region: 706-3432 (908 amino acids)
Biological process (GO): regulation of synaptic transmission, glutamatergic; G protein-coupled glutamate receptor signaling pathway
Cellular component (GO): membrane
Molecular function (GO): group III metabotropic glutamate receptor activity
Source: RefSeq, a predicted model, not a curated record